Molecule: messenger RNA, 1857 nt
Organism: Thelazia callipaeda (thelaziosis nematode)
Lineage: Eukaryota; Metazoa; Nematoda; Chromadorea; Rhabditida; Thelaziidae
Source: the annotation of a GenBank genome assembly
AUGUUUGCAGAUGUGAAACAGAGUGAGAGUUCAUUAUUAGUUGGAGGAGCAUUGACGUGUCAUUCUUGUAAGCACGUAUGUGCCGAUGUUUGGGGCCUUCUUAAGCAUGUUUUCUUUGCUCAUGGCCUUCGUAUCUGUGAGGAAGAAAUGCCAUGUAUGCCUCGCAGUGCACUGCCAAAAUCGUCGGUAAUUACCUCAUCAUUAACGUCAACAUCAUCAUCACUGUUAACACCAAGAACAUCAAUGCCUCCACCAACUCUUACAUUUACAAGUCCCUUCAAUACUACGGCUGCGAAAAGUAGAGGUGGAUUUAGUCUGAAUGCAUUUUGCUCCGAGCGGCUGAGAGAAAUAGCCGAGAAAGCAGGAGAGCCUUUGACUGAUUUACGUCAUGUAAUGAGUUCCAGUGUAGUAUCGAAUAGAAGUAAUGAACAUUUUAAAACUUCGAAUAUGAAAAAGACGCUAGUUUCGGAAAAUACAGAUGAAGAGCAUUCUGCAUCUGCUGCUACAGCAUUUCUUCCAGGAUCGACUCUCAGUAAUGUUUCUAAUUCCCUUACAGCUGCUACAUUAGCUGCAGUUGCAUUACAGCAACAACAACAACACCAACAAAAGCGUCAACAUCAACAACCUUCAUUACAGAAUUUAUGGAUGCAACCCAAUAUACCGAAUAUGCUAGCUUUGAUGCAAGAAUAUUAUGCACAAUUUUCCUUAAAUAAUGCUGCAUCCUAUUUGCUUAAUACUGGAAGUUCUUCAGUUACUUCAAAUAAUAACACUGGAAGUGCUUUCAAUGCUGUUCCGAAAAUUACUAGCAGUCCUGAAGAACCAUCACCUGUGGCACCUAAUUCAGUAACACAUUCAUUGGGACUGAGUACCUUUGGUAGAUCCGAUGUUUCAGUACAUGAUCAGCUGUCAAGUCCAAAUUUUAAACAAAUACCUUGGAAUGGUAUGACUGCACUUGUAGGAAAAAGACAUCGAUCAUCUAAUAAUGGUUCCGAAACUAUGUCGCCAUCGAUACCAUCUGUAGCUCCACCACAAAAGUUAUCAAGGCUCGAUGGACAUAAUGAUGAGAGUACUGAAGAUACUAAAUCUACCAUGUUGAAUGUUGUGGAUGAUGAUGAUUUGGCAUUCGCUGAGCCUGCAGCUCGUCGUGAUACAACGGCUAAAAAGGAUCGAUGUACAUUUUGUUGUAAGGUUUUUACGAAUCGUUCCAAUUUGAUUGUGCAUUUGCGAAGUCAUACUGGAGAAAAGCCGUACAAAUGUCGCUUAUGCUCUUACGCUUGUGCUCAAAGUAGUAAAUUAACUCGACACAUGCGCACUCAUGGUCAGCAAGGAAAAGAAACUUACCACUGCAAUAUUUGUCAAAUGCCAUUUUCUGUGCACUCAACUCUCGAAAAGCAUAUGCGAAAGUGUGUUGUGGCUAGUAAUCAAAAUCGAGAAAAUAACCAACAGCUUUCUUCGAUUGAUGUCACUAACAGCAAGAUAGCUACUUCAUCGUCAUCAGCGCUUGCAGAUGCUACAUCACUUCUUGCCCUCUCUAGUGUUUCACUGAAUGAUUCACAGUUACCGGCAAAUAUUACUCAGAGUAAUCAAAUUGUACUCAACUGGCUGCAGGCGAUGAAUGGAAAUCGAAUUUCAACUCCAGUAUCAACAACACCACGAAAUGGAGGUGCUGUUGGUCUUACUGAUGCUCACGAUGUAAGCAACUCAACGCUUCCAGGUGGAAAGGAAGAUGGUGGAGUUGCCACUGCAGGUGUUGAAGGUGGAGGGGAAGACGAAGAAAUGGUCGCGGGAACAUGCCAAUCUUUUACUGAUAUGCAAAAAACUUUGCUAAAACAGGAAGCUACAGCAUUAUCGUCGUGA